Penicillium chermesinum is the source of this 378-nucleotide messenger RNA. RefSeq lists its product as uncharacterized. The transcript has 2 exons. Bases 1 to 378 code for a protein of 125 amino acids. The record is from RefSeq and is a predicted model, not a curated record. NCBI's taxonomy places the organism in Eukaryota, Fungi, Ascomycota, Eurotiomycetes, Eurotiales, Aspergillaceae.
AUGCCCUCUGACUCUGAUGAUGACGCCCUUUUCGCCUCUCUGGAAGAAGAAGACCAUGCAGGCUACCGGACUCAACGGAUCCAACAGCUCAACGCCGAGCUAGCCUCACAAAAAACCAACAGGGAUAUCUCAAAUGCAGGCGCCGGCGCCUCGCUGCUUUCCCGUGACAGCACAUACGUCCCCUCGAGAACGACCAGGCGGUGCUUGACUUCACUACCGAGACUUCGCGGAGAUGAUGACGACGAUGCGAAAGAGAAUGAGAGCGAGAGCGACGAUGGUGAAACCCGGCGCAGGGGAGGCCUUCCAAGACGUGCGAUUCGCAGCGGAAACACUGCCCUCCGCGGUCGAGGAGAGGAUGAGGACGAUGAUUGGGAUUAG